Messenger RNA from Pocillopora meandrina, 872 nucleotides. NCBI's taxonomy places the organism in Eukaryota, Metazoa, Cnidaria, Anthozoa, Scleractinia, Pocilloporidae. The record is from the annotation of a GenBank genome assembly.
AUUUGCUUAGCAGGAAACGGUGCUGAUGGCACUCCAGUCAGUUCCUGGCCCAAAAAGCAUUAUGAUAGCGUCUACAACAGCCUCUCUUUAGGCACGGCGAACAAGAAGAUAAAAAAAAUUCUUCAGAAAAUGAAGAAACAGCUUCCAUACGUUCAAAAUGAUAUCAGUAUCAUCAAAGAAAGAAACAACACUUUAUCGCGAGGUAUAGCUACACAAUCGAUUAUCAUUUUUUUCCUUUCCAUUUGUUUAGAAAUGCUGCUUAGAUAGUAAUGGAUAGCCUAUGGAUUUUAACCUUUUUUGAUCAUGACUUACCGUUUAUAUUUCCAAUGAAUUCGCAGAAACUCUCCUCCGAGAAAUGUAAAAGAAAUGUCCAGAAAUCCAAAACGAAAUUGCUGCUAUCAAAGAAACAAGACGCUUGCUGAAACUCAAGACAACUCUACUAAAAUUAUUCUUUUUCAUAAUUCCAAAAAGUUUUCUUUUGUUUUUCCGUUAAUUGCAAGAUCGAGAUGCUUGUCAUGUGACCUGCAAAGGUUUAAGUUGGCCCGCGGACAGGCUCUUGCAGAAAUCUGUCAAUUUAGAUAGGGUUGCUUUCGCUUAAAUCUUAUGAUGAAUUUACCUUUUCACCAGCAGUUAAGAAGAAUUGAGCUAAGCUUCAAAAAUCUGGUAAAACAAGCAGCGGCGUUUAUACAAUCGACCCUGAUGGUUCAGGUGCUUUCAACGUCUUGGAAGGCUCGGUUGCUUUCCACCGUAGCUGGACUGAUAACAAGAAUGGGUUUGGUAACCUUUGGUUAUUUUUGCUGGGACUGGACAGGAUACACCGUCUGACAACAAUGAAAAACAAGCUCCGUGAGGAUCUUAUGGCCUUCAAGUGA